AUGAUCAAAUCUGCAGAUGCGGGAGACCAGGUCGCAGAUCGAAGUGUCAUCGAUGGCAGCCUUGAUUGCGAGAAACUUCAUUGGCAAUUGCCCGGAAGAAUGUGUGGUGCUGCUCCAAGCACGUUACCAUUGCCUCCGUCGUAUCGAUAUCACCACCUGCCGAUUGGCGAGUUCCAGCUCUGGAGACAUCUGUGCUUGGGGAUUUGCUUCACCUUUCUGGCCUGGCAAUUCUGCGAAGCAGACAUUGUGGGGGGCAAUUUGGAGCGCGGUAUUGCCUUCUAUCUGCAGAGGUGGCAACGACUGGCGGAGCCUUCGAAUGAGCGACCUGGCAUCCUCUGGGAUGGUCGCAACCAUCUUCUUGGUGGUUCGUCACUGCCAUUCGAAGAUGCCAUGGAAAGGAAAUUGCACAUCGGGAUGCGCCGCCUACACUGCUGA
Messenger RNA from Cladocopium goreaui, 435 nucleotides. Lineage: Eukaryota; Dinophyceae; Suessiales; Symbiodiniaceae. The record is from the annotation of a GenBank genome assembly.